AUGCCUGUGCCCUGUGACAGCCGACCGGGCGGCGGAGCUGUGCGUCAGGGGGCGACGUGGCUGCUCCCGCUCCCACCACCCCUCCAACCCCUUGUGGCAUCUGCUGAAGGCUGCCCUGCACCCCCACACCACCCAGGGGCUGCCCAGCACCCUGGUGUUGCCACAGAGCCCUGCUCCCUGCUUUUGUACUGGUGCCCCCCAGGGGAUAGAGCAUAUGAAGCAAGGGGAGCCAAGGUGGUCUCACAUGCCAGUCCCAAGGGGCCCCCGUGGCUCAAGGGCCAGCGGCUGGAUCUCCAGCAGACAGCAGAGUUAAGCAGUAGCCCCGGAGGGGGCCCAGGGUCCAGGCAGAACCUCUGUCUCUCCUGCUGCUUCCUGCUGCUCUCUGGUCCUUGA
This is a messenger RNA of Rangifer tarandus platyrhynchus (Svalbard reindeer), 393 nucleotides long. NCBI's taxonomy places the organism in Eukaryota, Metazoa, Chordata, Mammalia, Artiodactyla, Cervidae. The record is from the annotation of a GenBank genome assembly.